AUGGCCACCGUCGAAAAAGAUCACCGGCCGAAGCCCAGUAGUUUGCGAUCGAUUAUCGCGGGCUCAACCGCCGGUGCCGUCGAGAUCGCAAUCACUUAUCCAGCCGAAUUUGCAAAGACCCGUACCCAACUCAACCGCAGACUCCCCGAUGCAAAGAAACUUCCAUGGCCACCAUUUGGCUCACAAUGGUAUGCUGGGUGCACAACCCUGAUCAUUGGAAAUUCGCUUAAGGCAGGAAUCCGGUUCGUCGCUUUCGACUGGUUGAAGUCACUCCUGCAAGACGAGAACGGCAAGAUCUCGGGGCCCCGAACAGUUGUCGCGGGCUUCGGUGCAGGCUUCACUGAGUCAUUGUUGGCAGUGACACCAUUUGAGAGUAUUAAAACACAACUAAUUGAUGAUCGAAAGUCGCAGAAGCCCCGGAUGCGUGGGUUCCUGCAUGGGAGCAAGAUCAUUUACCAAGAAAGGGGCCUUCGAGGUUUUUUCCAAGGAUUCGUUCCUACAACCGCACGCCAGGCUGCCAACUCGGCGACACGAUUCUCGAGUUAUACAAUGCUGAAACAGAUGGCCCAAGGCCAGGUCGCUCCUGGAGAGAAGUUGGGGACUGUGAGCACUUUUGCCAUCGGUGGAAUAGCCGGCCUUAUCACGGUUUACGUUACGCAGCCCCUUGAUACUGUGAAGACCAGGAUGCAAUCCCUAGAAGCCAGUAAGACUUAUAGGAAUAGUUUCGUCUGCGCAGCACGCAUCUUCAAGGACGAGGGCAUUCUGACCUUCUGGUCGGGAGCCGUUCCACGCCUAGCGAGGCUCAUCAUGAGUGGCGGCAUAGUAUUCACCAUGUACGAGAAGACGAUGGAGGCAUUGGACACAUUUGAUCCAGAGAGGCGUUAUAUCUAAGUCGUUAUGAAGCUGGUUGGUGUAUAGAAACAUUACGGGCUGUGUGUGCGCGAUUGAAAUCGAAUUGUAGUCGAAUGGGCUUGGUAAAAACCUGCUUAACAGCGUAGUUAUUAUGGCAAUAUUUGGCACCAUC
Molecule: messenger RNA, 1024 nt
Organism: Aspergillus brunneoviolaceus CBS 621.78
Lineage: Eukaryota; Fungi; Ascomycota; Eurotiomycetes; Eurotiales; Aspergillaceae
Product: putative mitochondrial tricarboxylate transporter (Ctp)
Exons: 9
Coding region: 1-891 (296 amino acids)
Biological process (GO): mitochondrial citrate transmembrane transport
Source: RefSeq, a predicted model, not a curated record